Molecule: messenger RNA, 1227 nt
Organism: Lactuca saligna
Lineage: Eukaryota; Viridiplantae; Streptophyta; Magnoliopsida; Asterales; Asteraceae
Source: the annotation of a GenBank genome assembly
AUGGAGCAGUAUCAAAUACUGAAGGAAAUUGGGAGUGGAUCUUAUGGGGUUGUCUGGGGAGCAUGGGAUGAACACACUGAUGAAGUGUUUGCCAUCAAGAAACUGAAAAUGAGGUGCAACUCGGCCAAAGAAUACAUCAACCUGACAGAAGUCAAGGCUCUGCGCAAGAUGAAUCAUCCAAACAUCAUAAAGCUCAAGGAAAUCAUCAAAGAAGACGACAGUUUGUACUUGGUGUUGGAAUACAUGGAAUGCAAUCUCUGCGAGCGUAUGACAUGCAGGAAGAAGCCUUUUUCAGAGGACGAGAUUAGAGACUUGUGCUUCCAAAUCUUUCAAGGUCUGGCAUACAUGCACGACAACGGCUACUUUCAUCGUGACCUCAAACCGGAGAACCUUCUUGUUUCCAAGGAUGUAAUAAAGAUUGCUGAUCUUGGUCUAGCUCGUGAGAUGAAUGGCAAACCGGCCACUGAUAAUAUUGGGUCCCGCUGGUAUAGUGCCCCUGAAGUUCUUCUUGGGAAAGAAUAUGAUUCUUCAGUUGAUAUGUGGGCAAUGGGUGCAAUCAUGGCAGAACUAUUUACACGCCACCCACUGUUUCCUGGUAAACAUGACCGAGAUCAAAUGUAUAAAAUAUGCAGGGUGAUCGGCAGUCCAACAGAAACCACAUUGAGCAUGGUAAAUAGCAACUAUCAGUUCCCACAGCUUCCUGGUGUCCAACUUUCUUCACUGUUACCAUGUGCAAGCCUGGAAGCACUCGAUCUGAUUGCGAUGCUUAUUUCAUGGAAUCCAUCCGCGAGGCCGACAGCUAUGGAGGCACUUGAGCAUCCUUUCUUCUAUACCUGUUACCAUGUUCCACCACCCCGACCCAUACCUCUUGUAUUCAAAAGUUCCAAAAGUUGUGCAUUUUCUUAUGAAAGGGAGGAUCAAUCGAAAGAACUGAUUCGUCUGCUCCCAGAAAACCCAUUUUAUGAAACAGUAGUUCCUUCAGAAAACAUGACUCGUUUGCUCCCAGAAAAUCCACUUUAUGAUUCCGAAGUGGUAGAUCACUCUGAAAACUUUAGGCGUCUGCUCCCAGAAAAUAUGUUUGAUGGUUCCGAAAAAGAGGACCCCUCAGAAAAACAUGGUCUCGAGAUGAAGCGGGAUUCGUUGAAGCUAAAAACAAGAACAAAGAAUUGCACAAUUGGUUUGGAAAGUGAUGCAAGGCACAUCGACAGCGAUAGCAUAUAUGGAUAA